CAUAUAAAAAUAAAAAAAUUAAUGAAAUAAAUUUGCAUAGUCAACAAUUGGUUCAGAUGAGCAAGAUUAUUGAGAGUACUGCCGACAGGCUACACGUUUUUUGGAGGCCUCAAUUGGAAGCAACAAAUGCUUGCUUAGCCAAAGCAACGUGAUAAUUCUCCAAAUAAUAAUCACCAGCUUGAUGAUCGAGUUGUUGCUGAAUUGGUGUUAAAGUAACAGCCGAAGAGACGAAAAUACCGAAAAACGCUUGCAGGUCGAGCAUCGCUUUUGGUGUUGACGGCUAUUUCUUUGUUUGUUUGUGGGGUCACACGCUUGUCUGUUGCUUUGGUUGAACGCUGAUUUCGCCUCUUGAUCGUUUUGGUUGCUUCGCUCGUUGCUUGCCUCCGACGCAUACGCUCGGCAAGCAUUGGUCGCUUUACAACUACAACAACUGCAGCAAAGUCCACUCUAGUGUCACAAGCAUUGGUGCGCUUCGUUGAGUAAGUAUAAAGAGGCCUCACUGGGCAACGUCAAAGCAUUCAGUCGUUGGUUCCCUACAAGCAAACAACUAAAUUUAUUUUUUAAUUUAAGUUUUACUUCUCUCCCCCACACAAAACUCACAACUAUGAACUCCUUCUCCGUGUUCUUGGUGUUUGCUUUGGCAGCACUGGUCGUUGCGGAACCACCAUCAGGAUAUAAUUAUCCCAGAGGCGGCGGUGGCGGUGGUUCGUUCGGUGGCUUUGGUGGCGGCUCCUUAGGAGGUGGCGGUGGCGGUUACCAAGCCGUAAGUGGUGGCUUCCAGACUUCCGAAGGCCAAAAUGUCGAUCCUCAGCUGUUGGAACAAGUACGUCAAAUUCUACUCAAUGAGGAGAGCAAAUCUGGCGGCGGCGGCGGUGGUGGUGGCGGCGGUGGCUAUCCAUCUGGCUCGUAUGGCCCACCAUCGGGCUCAUAUGGUCCACCUUCAUCGUCUUAUGGUGUGCCCGGUUUCGGUGGUGGCGGCCGUGUUGUUGGCAUUGAUUUGGAAGGUGUGCGUCAGGCUAUCCAGGUGGCGCAAUUCGCUCAACAGAGCACGCAAGCCGGCGGUAGUGGCUUCGGCGGCUACCCAAGCGCGCCCUCUGGCUCGUAUGGUGCUCCAUCGAGACCAAGCGGUAGUUAUGGCGCGCCUUUCUAAGAUGUAUGUGUGCGUCAACUUAAAUACAUUUAAAUACUAGAUAUAUAAAAAUCUUGUGCCUGUGACCAUGUAGAUGAGUAGAAGGAGCGGAAUGAAAGAAGCCAAGCAUAAAAAUAUAAAUUAAAUGUAGACCACGAUCCUCAGCCAAUACACCAAUCGAUGAGACAAUAAAUCAAACAACAUGCUGCCAAAUAAAUGAAAUUGAAGUUGAAAACGAAAAUGAAGAUGACGAUAAUGAUACAUGAUGAAGACGAUGAGGGCGAUUUGAGGCAUUGAUUGCUAUGAAGCACAAAUUUAAAGUGAAAGCGGUUUAAAAAUAACUAACAACUACAGUAAUGCAAGCAACAACAAUAACGCCACUCAAUGGAUAAUUCGAUGAUCACGGAGGCGACAUUAGCAAUAGCAACCAAACAGCAACAAUCAAAUAACAACGAAAUCUGCAACAUUGUUGCCAUUUUCGUUGCUGUCGCUGAAUGUGUGAAACAUGUGUUGUACAGAGACAUGUAGAGUAUGAUAAUAUCUACUCAUUUUUCUUAUUUCGAUUUCGCACUGUCACCCGCAUCCACCCAACACCGCCAAGCGCAACGGACAACCGCGAACAAGCAUAAUUGACGCGCCGGACUUUGCUCUG
Messenger RNA from Bactrocera latifrons, 1781 nucleotides. Its product is annotated as keratin, type I cytoskeletal 10. The record is from RefSeq and is a predicted model, not a curated record. The coding region runs from base 605 to 1150 and encodes 181 amino acids. The transcript has 2 exons. NCBI's taxonomy places the organism in Eukaryota, Metazoa, Arthropoda, Insecta, Diptera, Tephritidae.